Phragmites australis (common reed) is the source of this 1634-nucleotide messenger RNA. RefSeq names its product mitochondrial phosphate carrier protein 3, mitochondrial-like. The transcript is spliced from 6 exons. The coding region runs from base 196 to 1305 and encodes 369 amino acids. Gene Ontology annotation, biological process: mitochondrial phosphate ion transmembrane transport. Gene Ontology annotation, molecular function: phosphate transmembrane transporter activity. Lineage: Eukaryota; Viridiplantae; Streptophyta; Magnoliopsida; Poales; Poaceae. Gene Ontology annotation, cellular component: mitochondrial inner membrane. The record is from RefSeq and is a predicted model, not a curated record.
GCGGGGUGCCCUAACAACCCGCGGAGCCACCGGUCUCUCCCCUCCCCCGAGAGAGUGGCGGCGGGCCUCACGCCCUCACGUACAAAAGCAGCGUGCGCUCACCGCCGCUGCACACCCACCUCUCCGAGCCCCAGGCUUCGCCCCAACCCUAGCCCCGUAGGGAGGCAAUCAAACAGAGCGAACCAGCCCGCCGCCAUGGCCGUCUCCGAGAGCUCGCGGGAUGCGCUGCUCCCCAGCUUCCUCUACGCGGCCCCGGCCGCGUCCUCCCAUUCCCCAUUUGCGGCCGCAGCUGGCGUGGGCGGCAGCCCUGUCGCCGCGCCGUCGGCGGCCGCGGGCCCCGCGGUGUGGGCGCGGGCGCCGAGCGAGCCGAGCAGGAGGAUCGAGAUGUACUCGCCGGCGUUCUACGCUGCGUGCACCGCCGGCGGCAUCGCCAGCUGCGGGCUCACGCACAUGGCCGUCACGCCGCUCGACCUCGUCAAGUGCAACAUGCAGAUAGAUCCAGCCAAGUACAAGAGCAUCUCAUCUGGGUUUGGUGUUCUAUUGAAAGAGCAAGGAGCGAGGGGUUUCUUCAGGGGAUGGGUACCUACCCUUCUUGGAUACAGUGCGCAAGGCGCGUGCAAGUUUGGCUUCUACGAGUUCUUUAAGAAGUAUUACUCCGACAUUGCUGGUCCUGAGUAUGCAGCCAAGUACAAGACUUUGAUUUACCUUGCGGGAUCUGCUUCGGCUGAGGUCAUUGCAGAUGUUGCCCUCUGCCCUAUGGAGGCUGUGAAGGUCCGUGUGCAGACACAGCCCGGCUUUGCGAGAGGUUUAUCUGAUGGUCUCCCGAAGUUUGUGAAAGCUGAAGGCUAUGCUGGACUGUAUAAAGGAAUUGUUCCACUCUGGGGCCGACAAAUUCCUUACACUAUGAUGAAAUUUGCCUCUUUCGAGGCUGUUGUUGAGAUGAUCUACAAGUACGCAAUCCCUGCCCCCAAGAGCGAGUGCAGCAAGCCUCUCCAACUUGGAGUGAGCUUCGCAGGUGGCUACAUUGCUGGAGUGUUCUGUGCAAUUGUUUCUCACCCAGCUGACAACCUCGUUUCCUUCCUCAACAAUGCUAAGGGGGCAACUGUCAGCGAUGCUGUGAAGAAGAUCGGUCUGGUUGGGCUUUUUACACGUGGGCUCCCUUUGCGUAUCGUGAUGAUCGGUACCCUUACCGGAGCCCAGUGGGGUAUCUAUGACGCAUUUAAAGUCAUGGUUGGACUGCCAACUACAGGUGGCGUUGCUCCAACACCUGCUGCCGCUGGAGAGCGGUUGGAGGCUAAGGCCUGAUUCUACACUACCAUAUUUCUAACAACAUUUUUUGCGCCAUCCUGGAUGAGAUGACCAAAUAGCUCACCAUUCCCUGUCUUAGGAGCAAUUUGUUAAUUCUUUAGGAACGCUUAAUUGCGUGCCUGCUAAAAUCCGAGAUGAGCUGCAAGCUCCAUACUCGGUACUAAUUAGAAGACGAGACAUUUAGGAACAUAUUUAGUAGAUGACCGUCAGGUGCAUUAUGAUUGCUAUGGAAACCAUGGCAUCCUUUUCUUUUUCUCAUGUCACGAUUUUGGAAGUAAAAAAAAAUGUAGUGCUGCCUUGAUCAAAGGUAGCUUUUGCUGGUUUGA